Molecule: messenger RNA, 1538 nt
Organism: Rosa chinensis
Lineage: Eukaryota; Viridiplantae; Streptophyta; Magnoliopsida; Rosales; Rosaceae
Product: nicotinate-nucleotide pyrophosphorylase [carboxylating], chloroplastic
Exons: 10
Coding region: 89-1216 (375 amino acids)
Biological process (GO): NAD+ biosynthetic process; quinolinate catabolic process
Cellular component (GO): cytoplasm
Molecular function (GO): nicotinate-nucleotide diphosphorylase (carboxylating) activity
Source: RefSeq, a predicted model, not a curated record
AAGUUGGGGGAACUCUCUUUGUUGGGUUGGAGUUGGAAACUGCUGAUAGUGACAGUGAAAGGCCUGGACUUCUUAUUGGGGGUUGGAGAUGGCCUUUGCUUCUUCUUCUUCUUCGUCUUUAUCUUUCCCUCUGCAAAAGUCGUGCAACGCUUACCCGGCAACUGGGAUUCUCUACGGCCUUCCUUUCACCACCCGCCUGCGCUCUCCUAUCAGGCAGAUCAUUAGAAUGUCUGCAGUUCAAGCUGAAAAGCCCGGUUUGUCAUUUGAAUCCCUACCGAUAAAGCCUCCUUCACAUCCGACUUAUGAUUUGUUGGGUGUCAUCAAGUCAGCCCUUGCUGAAGACGCUGGGGAUCGAGGCGACGUGACAUGUCUGGCUACCAUUCCACAUGAUAUGGAAGUAGAAGCCCACUUCUUGGCAAAGGAGAAUGGUAUAGUUGCCGGAGUUGCACUUGCAGAGAUGGUAUUUUAUGAAGUUGAUCCCACUCUAAAGGUUGAGUGGUCACAAAAGGAUGGAGACUCCGUACAUAAAGGCUUAGAGUUUGGAAAAGUUUAUGGAAGAGCACACAGCAUUGUUGUCGCUGAGAGGGUAGUACUGAAUUUUAUGCAGAGGAUGAGUGGAGUAGCAACUUUAACUAAGGCGAUGGCAGAUCUUGCAAGCCCUUCAUGUAUCUUGGAGACAAGAAAAACUGCUCCAGGUUUACGUUUGGUAGAUAAGUGGGCGGUACUCAUUGGUGGUGGGAAAAAUCACAGAAUGGGGUUAUUUGAUAUGGUAAUGAUAAAAGAUAAUCAUAUAUCAAUAGCUGGAGGCAUCAUGAAUGCCCUCAAGUCUGUAGACCUAUAUCUUCAGCAAAGGAAUCUUCAGAUGGAGGUUGAGGUGGAGACCCGGACAAUUGACGAAGUAGACAAAGUAUUGGACUAUGCAUCUCAAACAAAGACUUCCUUGACCCGGAUAAUGUUGGACAAUAUGGUUGUACCACUAUCAAAUGGUGAUGUUGACGUCAGCAUGCUUGAACAAGCUGUGAAUUUGAUUAAAGGGAGAUUUGAGACAGAGGCAUCUGGAAAUGUUACUCUUGAAACAGUACACAAAAUUGGACAAACAGGAGUGGACUACAUUUCUAGUGGUGCACUGACACAUUCUGUUAAAGCUCUAGACAUCUCCCUCAAGAUUGAUACCGAGUUGGCUCUUCAAGUCGGAAGGCGUACAAAACGAGCAUGAACAUAUUACUUUCAUCUUUGUACGGUCUGUUUAGUCCAAUCCUUCACUGUGGUAAACUUUACCAGGUGGUGCCUAAUAAUUUUGACAUUAAUCCUAUACAGCAUGUAUACUAGUCAGAAGUGUUUAAAGUCCAUGUUCUGAAAAGGUCUCCUAGGUUUUUCCUUGAUGAAAACCGACCAUAUGUCAAUCUAUUUGAAUCCAACAGAUUCAGCGUUUACAAUUUCAACUUUUAAUAUGUUGUUAUUAGCUUGCCUUGGGCGAGCAACAUGCCCUUUGAACAACUCUUCAAGAUUAAAGGACUAAAGUAUUCCAAUUUGAUUUA